Epithele typhae is the source of this 1005-nucleotide messenger RNA. RefSeq lists its product as uncharacterized. Lineage: Eukaryota; Fungi; Basidiomycota; Agaricomycetes; Polyporales; Epitheliaceae. Bases 1 to 1005 code for a protein of 334 amino acids. The transcript is spliced from 2 exons. The record is from RefSeq and is a predicted model, not a curated record.
AUGAACGACGACUUCGACAACCUCAUCGUCGACGAGGUCGUGACGACCACUAUCGACUCCAGGCCACCGAUUCCGUGUAACACGACAUACAAUCUCGCCUCCACCGUCCCUACCAUCGCCAGCUCUGCCAUCGCCACCUCCGCCAUCGCCACCUCCGCCAUCGCCACCUCCGCCAUCGCCACCUCCGUUAUCGCUAGCUCCGCCCCCGUCGGCCCGACUGCCGCUAUCCCCACCCUCACCGCCACCGCCAUCAUGCUCCAGUCGUCCAGCGCCACGCACCACGAUAUACGUCCAUAUAUGGUCGUGCUCGGUGCAGUCGUGGCAGUCGCGUUUUGUAUGGCUGCGAUGCUCCAGUGGAGGAGUCGGCGGAACAGCAGACGUUCCCAGCAACCUGAUGUCGAGAAUCAGUUGCCACAAAACAUUCAGAGCUCACAGCGAGAGAGCACCAUCUUGAUCGUCGGUCCCGAUACCUCCGACUCUGCCAAACUGGACGAGCAGGACGAGUCGUCCAAUGAGGACUCUCCCGCUGCCUUCACCCCGAGCCCAACGUCCUCUACCUGCUCCCUUGAGUCCACUGCCACCGUCACGUCCUCCACCUUCUCCCUCGAGUCCACCACCAUCGGAACGCUCCCCACCAGCGCCCUCGGGUCCGCCACCACCGGAGCGCUCUCGCCGCGCGCCCACCCAUACGGGGCAGCGGGGGGGCCGGCGAUCGUCCUGUCGCAAGUGCGCGAGUUGAACAAGGCUCAGCGCCCGUGGGCCUCGGACCCCGAGCUCCAUACUCAGGCGGCCCGUGGAACAUCUCCGGAGCUCCCACCGCUGCAGUUCCCCGCGCCGUUGGUGCUUUCGUUCAACACGCGGGAAGAUGCGGCGAGGUGGUCACGGGCGACUCGGUGGUCGGAUAUGCUUCUUGAUCAGUCGAAGCGCGACACUCUUCCCCUAUACAGCGAGUCGCGUCCUCCGUCGUACAACAAGACUGCUACAUUUAUUUUUACCGGCCUGUAG